AUUGAAAGAGCUGGUGUUUACGAACGUCUAUGAGAAAUGCCGCGAGACGACCCUAGUGCGCUUUACAAAGAUGCGUCCAAGGAACUGCUCCUAGAGUUCGUGAAACAUGCUGGCAAUCAUGGUUUCAGGGGCAGCAAAGGAGAAUGGGCUGAAUACACGAAGGCGAUUGGAACGGGCGCUCCGCCUAACAAGCGAACUAGGGAGGAACUUGAGGGGUUCGUCGCAAGCAUCUUCGAGGAGGGUGACGACGAUGCUGCUUCUGACGGCGACGGCCGCGAAGAGACAGACAACGCCCAGGAGGGACCCAAUGACGCUAAGAGCGAGGAUGGCAAGCCGGAGUCUGGUGGCAAAGCUAAGCGCCACCACAGCUGGGCAGAGUCCCGGGAGCUUGCGCGGUCCUACCUAAAGUGGCUAAAGACGAUACAUAAGGAAAAGGCCAAGGGCCUAGGCAUAUUGCCCCCUGUCGGGCCGCCUGCAAGCGAUGCCAAGCAGCAACAGGAGUCGCAGCCGCAGCAGCCGGAAUCGCAGCCGGAGGAACCGCAGCAGGAAUCACCGCAACAGCCACAACAGAAGAAACCACAGCAGCAGCAGCAACAAAAGCAACCGCAACAAGCACAGCAGGAGUUGCAGACGGGGCAGGUGUCGGUGUGGUCGCUAGUGCACAAGACGCAGCAGCACCCCAAGUACGUCAGCAGCUUCAAGAUGGCCUCCUACAGGCCGGACUGGGUCCGCACCAAGCGACGGCUGCUGGACGCCUCCCAGGUGCCGCAGCUGCUAGCGCUGGACUGCGAGAUGUGCGCCACGGAGGACGACCCGUCGGCGCUGCUGGGCGUGUGUGUGGUGGACGAGUGGGGGCGGGUGUUGUACCGGCAACUGGUGCGGCCGCCGGGAACCAUCACGGACCUGCGGACCAACCUCACGGGCGUCACGGAGGCGGACCUGGCCAACGUAACGCUUACCGCCAAGGACGCGCAACGGGCUGUACGACGGCUGCUGGAGGGUCGGGGCCUGGAGGGGCUGCCGGGCGCGGAGGCCGCCGCAGCCAGCAGCAGCCCCGCUGCGCAGCCUCACGAUCGGCCGGUGGUGCUGGUGGGGCAUGCGCUGCAGCAUGACCUGCUGGCGUUACGGAUCGACCAUGAGCCCGUCAUUGAUACGGCCAUGCUGUACUCGUACAGGAUCCUCACCUGCGUGCCCGGCCUCAAGGACCUGGCCAAGCAGCUGCUGGGGCUGGACAUGCGGUCGGGUGCGGGUGGCGUGCAUGACUCCAUGGAGGAUGCGGCGGUGGCCAUGCGGCUGGUGAUGCGUGAGCUCCAGAUGGCUCGUCUGACGUCGCAGUUGGAGCCGCCACAGGUGAAGGUACCGCUGGAGGAGCAGUCCAAGCUGUUCGUUCACGGGCUGCCCUCCGGAACCACGGAGAUGGCGGUGCGGGCGCUGUUCAGCAAGCGUGGUGACCUGCUGCGGAUUGAGGGCGACGUCAAGGAGAGGAAGGUGCACGCGGUGUUCAAGAGCUCGUAUCACGCCAACGAAAACUUCAAGGACCUGCCGGGUCAGCCCCAAAAGGACUCCACGGGGCGGUUUUUCAAGGAGGUACCUCUGGGCACCACGGGCGCUAUGUGCAAGGUGCGCAAGAUGGCUGCGCACGACGGCUGGUCGUUCUACGUGUCCACCGCCAUCCCCCGGUCGCUACGCGUCAGGCAGCCACACCCCCAGGGCUCGGGUAGGCCUGGCGGUAUCCGUGGUGGCAUGGGCGCGCGCGGACCGCAGCCUGGGUCUCGGGGGGGAGCGAGGCCGGCGGCGGCAAGGGAGCUGAAGAAGGAUGGCGAGGCGGGCGGUGAUGGGGAGCGGCAAGCGAAGCGGCAGAAGCGCGGACACGAGGGGGACCCGGUGAAGGUGGCGGGAACGGGCGCAAAGGAAGGGGGUGCUGCGGCAGCAGCGGGGGCUUCGGCGGCGGCUGGGGGUGCGGCAGCGGCUCCCAAGGUGAAGGUUGAAAAGGCCGGGGGUCAGGCCCAGAAGGAGGAGGGGCAGCCCAAGGCGCAAGCGGCGGCAGUGGACGGGACCGCAGCCGGCCCGGCGGCAGCUGCGACAGUGCCUGUGCCAGCGAAAGAGGCGAAGGAAAAGAAAGACAAGAAGCGGGAGAAGAAGGAGAAGGCGGAGAAGGAAGGUAAGGAGGAGCCCAGCAAGGGCACGAAGCGCGGAAGGGAGGAAGGCGCCGGCGGCGGUGAGGGUGGGGUCGAGGCUAGCGGCGACGCAGAAGGACGAAAGGAGGCCAAGAGGGCGAAGAAGGAGAAGGCGAAGAAGCGGGAGCGCGAGGAGGGGCAGGAGGCUGGGGGCAGGGCUGAGGUAGUCGAACAUGGGGAGGGGUCUACUAAGAAGGCCAAGAAGGUGAAGAAGGCGGAGUGAAAAAGGCGGUGAGAGCGUUUGCUGGUUGGAUGUUGGAGUUCUGCACAUGCCUGUGCGAGGAAGAUUUUAGUGUGGGGAAGGAAGCCCUAACGUUGCCGUUUUCUCUCGGCUAACAACUGCAGCAGGUUUGGCUGUUAUUUUGUAUAGGCAGUGUUGUCAAUAGGGAUAGGCAGUGUUUUGUAUAUGCAGUGUGGUGCGCAAUGCACAGGCGAUGGCCAGGAAUGGUCUUGCUUAACUGGCUUGUUAGGCGUGAUAGAGGAGACUGGCGGAGGACAGAAGGAAGAAGUUAGUUGAGUCAGCGUGUUGUUUGUUUUCCAUGUGCUGUCCCCAGAAGGGC
Molecule: messenger RNA, 2737 nt
Organism: Astrephomene gubernaculifera
Lineage: Eukaryota; Viridiplantae; Chlorophyta; Chlorophyceae; Chlamydomonadales; Astrephomenaceae
Source: the annotation of a GenBank genome assembly